AUGGCUUUUCCACCCUUUACACCCUAUCUAGCCCAACAGAUGGCUGCAAUUCCACGAUCUGGUACUCCAAUCUACACACACAACAGAGUCAGUGACUCUUCCUCAAUACCUACGACGACGCUUGAUCAAGUGACACCACCGCAACGAGAGCUUCGCGACAUGGUUGAAUACAGUGGAGACUCAAGCCAAUACAACAACGGAUUACGCACGAUGCAACAAAUCCUCGCGGCGCCAUCGACUCGAUUACCGGAGCUGCUGCAGCUGAGCUGUGUAACAUGUCGCCGCAGGAAGGUCAAGUGCAAUAGGAGGGACCCAUGCUCCAACUGUGUCAAAACAGGAAUGGCUUGUGUCUUCCCCACAUCUGGAAGAAAAUUCCAGAGGGCAAGCAAACCGCGUGAAAUAGAUGUCAUCAAUCGUCUAAAACGGCUGGAAGACGUAGUCAAAAAUAUCAGGCAUCCUAUACACCUGGAGACACCAAACCCACCAUCGGAUGCAGCUGGCGAAGACACAAUCACAGUAAUGGAGAAGUGCCCUUUCGAUGGCACAGAUCCCCGAGCAACUCGACACAAGCAUGGUUCUCCAGAAGAGUUUGGACGGCUGAUAGUUGACAAUGGUUCCUCUCGAUACAUAAGCAACCGGCUAUGGGCGAGUUUGAGUGACCAGAUAGAUGAACUGCACGAUCUUUUGGUACCUUCAUCUCCACAUAGUGAUGAAUAUCUCUCUCCGGAUAAUGGCCACAACGGCAAUAAACAUUAUGACUGUUUUCUCUUCGGCUUUAGUUCUGUGGCACAUACGUUGGCCAACUAUCAUCCACAGACAGAGCAGCUGUUGAGACUAUGGGACAACUAUCACCGCAAUGUAGCGCCGCUACUUAUGAUCCUACACCCAGAAACUGUAAAAGAGGUCUUCUAUAGAUCCCACCUCGAUCCUGGGUCCCUGGACAGCGCUUCUGAAUGUCUUCUAUUUGCUAUUUACUUCUCAGCUUCCGUGAGCAUGAAUGACGACCAAUGUGUUUUUGAACUUGGAGAUACGAAAGAAGCAGUGACGAGCCACUUCAGAUUUGCUACUGAACAGGCAUUUGUUAGAGCAGAUCUCACCAGUUCUAAAAGCUUGAUUGUAAUCCAGGCCGCUGUCCUUUAUCUGAAAAGUUUGCGUGCAUUGGAGCAGAUGCGGGUUGUAUGGACAAUGACUUCCAUCGUGAUCCGUCUAGCUACAGGCCUGGGCUUACAUCGGGAUGGUUCCGCAUUCGAUCUAGAACCUUUCGAAAUCGAGAUGCGCCGUCGCCUAUGGUGGAGUAUCUGCAUUCUGGAUGUUCAAACUGCAGAAGAUCAAGGCACAGACCCAAUGAUUCAUGAUGUGUUCUACGACACCCAAAUCCCGUUGAACAUCAACGACGAGGACAUUCGCCCUGGCCUCAAGAAUAUGCCCUACGAACUUGCUGGCUACACUAGCUUGACAUAUUUUCUUCUUCAAUGUGAAGUCGCUUUGGCCACGCGCCGAUUGACCUACUAUCUCCCAGGGAGUCCCUGCCCUGCCUUACAGACAAUUGAAGAGCGCCAAACGCUUGUCCAUGACCUUGAUAGGCGUCUCAAUGAGCGUUAUGUCCGCCAUCUUGAUACAACGAAUCCCCUGCAAUGGGCCUGCAGCAAACUUGUCAGCACAGCUGUCGCCAAACUUUCGCUUAUAAUCUACCAGCCAUUGGACAAAACAAAAAGCAUUGCAUCGCUACCACAAAACAUACAAAGCAAGAUUCUGCUUAAAGCCAUCGAAGUGGUUGAACUCUCGCACCUUUUUCAAACUGAUAUCAGAGUCACAAGAUGGAAAUGGGAUUUGCAAGCACAUACUCCCUGGUAUGCCGUUGCUUAUGUUCUGGCUGAACUAUGCAACAGCCGGGACAACUUGGAAAUGGAGCGUGCGUGGUUGUCAGUGUCUAAAAUUUUCAAAGAAUGGCAAAUACACGCGUUCAGACAAAACAAGCCUUUGUGGCGACCGUUAUCACGACUUAUGAUGCGAGCAUCAUCUCGUCGGGACAAACAGGAGGAAGAUAGAAUACAGCCACAUGUUGCAUUAGACGAUUCAGUCUUCCCAACGCAAUUGUCAGAUCCGAUCACUUCUAAUUUCGCCGCAGAUGCUUUUGCUUCUUUUAACCAGCCGAUUAAUGAAACACAAUCCCAGAAUACCGUCGCUCCCUAUUUCAACAUGGUCCCACACACACGGUUGGAAGUACCAUCAGAAAUAUUUGACGAGUUUGAUAUUUUGCAGCCUGGGAUCUGGAAUGGCGACUUAGCAAAAUAA
Molecule: messenger RNA, 2295 nt
Organism: Penicillium vulpinum
Lineage: Eukaryota; Fungi; Ascomycota; Eurotiomycetes; Eurotiales; Aspergillaceae
Product: Zn(II)2Cys6 transcription factor
Exons: 2
Coding region: 1-2295 (764 amino acids)
Biological process (GO): DNA-templated transcription; regulation of DNA-templated transcription
Molecular function (GO): zinc ion binding; DNA-binding transcription factor activity, RNA polymerase II-specific; DNA binding
Source: RefSeq, a predicted model, not a curated record